GUGAGCACACCGCGAGUUGAACCGUCUUGAUAAGCAAAAUUGAAAUUGAAAAUACGAAAUUCAAGCGCACGACCUAGUCCGCGGUCUUCUAAGUUUUCUUUUGGAGGAACUUUUUUUCCAACGAAACGCUGGUGAGGAUCUCGUGCGAAUGGUGUGAAAAAGUACAAAAAACGAUGUUGUCGAUGAAAGUUUGUCGGGACUUGUCCAAGUGCCUGGUGACGGUUGCCCGAUGUUCAAUGUUGCAAUCGCGUCUGCCGACGUGGGGCCCGACCACGAUUCGAAGGAGUUAUGGUGACCACAGCGGCACCGUUGGCGGUGGUCGCAAUGGUGGCAAAGGCAACGACGACGAUGAUGACGGGUUCGUCAAGCCCAGCAACUACAAAGUGUUCAAAGAUGAUGACUCGUCAGUGAUUUUGGACGUGGAAGAAGAACGAGCUCUGCUUGACUCGCAGUCGUCCGCCGACGAUACUCGUUCAGAUUUUGAAGAAAUCGACCAAUUUGCUGGUUUUGAUGUGUCACGUUUUGAAUACCGCAAAGACCAAGAAAUCAAAUCGAACCGAUUUAAAAAACGGCUGGCAACUAUGGAUGAUGAACUGGAGGCGUUCGUCAACGAAUUGGAGUCAUCGUCCUUAACAAACAGUCAAAUUAAUCAGCAGAUCUUCACACAGGAAGUGAAUAUGGGCGAGUCCUACUUGGAACACGGAGAUGUGGCCCGUAGCAUCGAGCACCUAGCCAAUGCAAUGGUUUUGUGCAAUAAACCCUCUGUGUUGUACAAAGUGCUGGAGAGAAAACUGCCCAAACACGUGUUCGACAUGUUGAAGAAGAAGCUGGAAGCGGACCCGUCAAAAUCGUUGUCUUCCAGCUGACCUGUUAUCAGCAAUCUAGUCUCAUAUGACGUUAAAUAGUGUUUUUUUUAUCGUUUAUAUAAUUAUAUAUUUAUAAUACGUUUGUAUUAAUUAUUUAUUUAUGUGGUUCUAUACAACAUUUGAUGAGGAUUACAAUUAGUUAUUUACUAAAGUUGUUACUAUUGUACUACAAUUACAAAUAGUUCAGUGAUACAAUAUGUAAACAUAUCUAAUAUUUGUAUAAUUGUUGUACAUUGUGGGAUUAAAAUAGUAGGAAAUCUCCUCUAUUCCUAUUACUUUUCUUAAACAUUGAGAAUAACUAACGAACAAUUGCGUGAAACUUGAAAUAUUUACGCAACACCAAUUGACAAAAUGAUUA
Rhopalosiphum padi (bird cherry-oat aphid) is the source of this 1224-nucleotide messenger RNA. Its product is annotated as mitochondrial assembly of ribosomal large subunit protein 1-like. Bases 174 to 866 code for a protein of 230 amino acids. The transcript is spliced from 2 exons. NCBI's taxonomy places the organism in Eukaryota, Metazoa, Arthropoda, Insecta, Hemiptera, Aphididae. Gene Ontology annotation, biological process: tRNA import into mitochondrion; negative regulation of ribosome biogenesis; negative regulation of translation. Gene Ontology annotation, molecular function: transmembrane protein transporter activity; ribosomal large subunit binding. The record is from RefSeq and is a predicted model, not a curated record. Gene Ontology annotation, cellular component: mitochondrial outer membrane; mitochondrion; mitochondrial outer membrane translocase complex.